This is a messenger RNA of Arachis stenosperma, 1491 nucleotides long. RefSeq lists its product as uncharacterized. The transcript is spliced from 3 exons. The record is from RefSeq and is a predicted model, not a curated record. The coding region runs from base 1 to 1491 and encodes 496 amino acids. Lineage: Eukaryota; Viridiplantae; Streptophyta; Magnoliopsida; Fabales; Fabaceae.
AUGCGGUCGUUGGAUUUGGAGGCUAUGCACGCACCGGAGUUUCCGCAAUAUAUGAAUCCAGCCCCUCCUGUUGUGGCGGAUGGUGAGUUCACAGUGGGGAUGGAAUUCAGCUCAAGGGAGGCAGUAAUCAAGGCAAUGAAAGAUUAUACCAUCCGGAGAGGUGUGGACUAUCGGGUAUAUGAGUCGGAACCGACAACAUUCUAUGCCAAAUGUAUAGAAUAUGGGAAUGGUUGUGACUGGUUGAUCAGGGUAACCAAAAUGCAGAAGAAGUACUGUUGGGAGAUAAGGAGGUACAAUGGAAGUCAUACUUGUACCAGGUCUACUAUUUCUCAAGACCAUUCGAAGUUGGAUUCUAAGACAGUUGCAGAAGCAAUAAAGCCGUUGGUAAAGGUUGACCCGUCUAUAAAGGUGAAAUCAGUAAUUGCUGAUAUCCAGUCAAAGUUUAACUACACCAUCAGUUAUCGCAAGGCUUGGUUAGCAAAGCAGCAGGCGGUCGAAUCAAUUUUUGAAAGUUGGGAAGCAUCGUAUGAAGCUUUGCCGAUAUGGUUUGAGGCCAUGUGCCACAACAAGCCAUCAGCAGUGGUUCACUUUGAAACAAUGCCAGCUUACCAGGGGGAUGAUUUAGUUCCUGAUAUACGUGUUCUACAUAGAGUCUUCUGGAGUUAUUACCCCUGUAUAAGGGCCUUCAGACACUGCAAGCCAGUGGUGCAGGUGGACGGGACUCAUUUGUAUGGAAAAUAUAAGGGUUGUUUAUUGGUUGCAGUCUCACAAGAUGGUAAUAACAACAUCGUGCCUAUUGCAUUUGCCAUAGUGGAGGGAGAGACUUCUGGUGCAUGGCACUUUUUUCUGAGCAACCUGCGUCAACAUGUGGUGACCCGUGAUGGUGUCGGACUAAUCUCCGAUCGACACGAUUUGAUUAGGUCAGCUAUUGAACGAAGUAAUGGGGCGUGGUCUCCUUCAAGAGCUUUCCAUAUGUUUUGUAUCCGGCAUAUUGAGUCCAACUUCUUGAGGAAGUUCAAAGCACCUUACUUGCAGAAGCUUAUCGUCAACAUUGGAUACUCGAGGACGACCAGGGAGUACCAGAUGCGCUAUGAACGAUUAAAGGAACGGGGUGAGGCUUACACCAAUUGGUUUGAUUGGAUCUCUCGUGAGCAGUAUGCUUUGGCAUUUGAUGGUGGUUACCGAUGGGGUCAUAUGACCACCAAUCUUGUGGAAUGUAUCAACUCCAUCUUAAAGAGUGCACGCAAUCUCCCAGUCACUGCACUUGUUAAGGCGGCAUUUUACAGAUUGAAUGAGUUGUUCACUAGGAAAAGAGCUGAGGCUGAAGCCCGAAUCAGUGCUGGACUUGUAUUCUCUGAGAUGGUGACAACCAAGCUGAAUGCAAAUCAACGAGCAUCAGGUAACAUACAGGUUAGCUGUUUUGAUAGAGAAAAUGAAGUCUUCGAAGUACGCGAGAUGCCUAGUGGGGUUGAGUAUGCAGGAAAUUGUUAG